AGGCCUGGUAGUGCUGUGAUUUUUCUUCUCCCCUCAAACUCAAACGAGGCCUGAACAGUUCCUAUUUUGUUCAGAGAGUGACCUGUCGCCAAUUUAAGAAACCAGAAACCGCAGAGAUGACCUCUGGACACCAGCUGGCUUCUGGCAAGGAAAUACCCGCCUUGUGUUUCGUGCCAAGCAUUCGUUCCCUGUACGUUGCUGUUAAAGGAGGGGAAGGAGACAACACUUCAGCUGGCCAGGAAGAAGCCAUGGCUGCCGUCUUUCUUCCAGGGAACCUCCAGGAUGAAGCCACUUGCUCCGUCUGCUUGGAGUACUUCAAAGACCCUGUGUCCAUUGAAUGUGGCCACAACUUCUGCAGAAGUUGCAUCACUAAGAGCUGGAAGAGCCUGGAGGGGGAGUUCCCUUGCCCCCAGUGCAGAGAGGUUUUCAAGGAGAGGAACUUCAGGCCCAACAGACAGCUAGCCAACAUGUCCGAGAUCAUCAGCCAGUUCAUCCUGCGUGGUGGGAAGGGCCUUGAGGAAGAUGGGCUCUGUGAGAAGCACAAGGAGGCCCUGAAACUCUACUGUAAGGAUGACCAGAAGACCAUCUGUGUGGUGUGCGACCGCUCUCGGGACCACAGACCUCACAGCGUGGUACCCGUAGAAGAGGCAGCCCAAGAAUACAAGGAACAAAUUCAGAACCGUUUGGAUUUCUUGAAAAAAGAGAGACAAGAGCUCUUGGAAUUCAAAAUGCAGGAUGACAAAAAAAGCCAGGAUCUCUUGAAAACCAUAGAGGUUGAGAGACAGAAAGUCCUCUCUGAAUUUGAAGGCCUGCGUCAGUUUCUGCAUGAACAAGAGCAGCUUCUUCUGGGUCAACUGGACAAGAUGGAGAAAGGCAUCACCAAGAGGCAGAAUGAGAACAUCACAGAACUCUCCAAGGAGAUUUCACUCCUCAACAAACUAAUUGCUGACCUGGAGGAGAAAAUGCAAGAGCCUGUGCUUGAUUUUCUUAAGGACGUGACAAGUGCCAUAGUCAGAAGUGAUGACCUUAAAUGUCAGAAGCCUAUCCCUGUUUCUUCUGACAUGAAAGGUCAUGUCUGCAAUUUCUCUCUGAAGACUGUGGUCCUCAAAGGGGUGCUGAAGAAAUUCAAAGAUAAUCUGCGUGACGAACUGGGGAAAGGUGAGAAAGAGGACCUGCUCCUGGAUCCAGAGACAGCCAAUCAUCUCCUCAUCCUCUCAGCAGACCUAAAGGCCGUGAGGAUGGGCUGCAGAAAACAAGAACUACCUGACAACCCCAAACGCUUUGACACCAACUCCCGAGUUCUGGCUACCGAGGGAUUCAAGUCUGGGAGGCAUUAUUGGGAGGUGGAAGUGGGGUCUGCGGAUGGGUGGGCUUUUGGCGUAGCCAAUGAAUCAGUGCGAAGGAAAGGACUGAAUCAGUUUUGUCCCGAAGAGGGCAUCUGGGCCUUGCAGCAAAAUGGUGGGAGAUACUGGGCAGUCACCUCCCCUCAGCGUACUCCCAUUUUCCUUGCUGAAAAACUCCUCAAAGUGAGAGUUUACUUAGACUAUGAAGGAGAAGAAGUGUCUUUCUACAAUGCUGACAACAUGCAGCAUAUUUUCACUUUUAACGUGGUCUUCACAGAAAGGGUAUUUCCUCUCUUCUCAGUUUGCUCCACUGUCACUUACAUUAAACUUUGUUCCUGAAAUGGAAAGGAUGCAUAGUUUAAGAGGUAUUGAGUUACUGUGUGUAUACACACUGUGACAAAAUGGUGCUUGCUUUUCAUGUCAAGGUCUUACGUGUCCACCAAAGCCUAUACUCACGGACAUGAGACAUGAUGUGCUUGGCAGUGCAGGAACAAUGCUUGAAAAACCUACAUGUGUCAUCCUUUAUGUUGGCUUCUGCGUUUGCCCGAGGCUUACAUAGGGCUUGGAAAAGUUAUAUCGUUUGGCCAGCAUUUCCCAGCAUCAUCCAGCCAUGGUGAUGCUGUCUGGAGGAUUCUGAGAAUGGCCAUGUUGGUUGGAGAUUCCAGGAACUUUUCUAACUUUGUGCUUGCCAAUGUGUGCUGAAAGCUAAAUGUUGUUCAAGGCAAUGACUUGAGUGACACAUCUGGUUUGCUCUAUUUGCACAGAGACUAAUGUAAAUAGCUCUUCAUUUCUGAGCUGCUAAGGGGAGAUUACAUGCUUUUCUUUCCUGAGUAAAAGUAAGGAGGAAGUUUUUAAAAAGAUAAUGUAAUGCAAUCCUUGCUUUACCGUAACAAAGGAAGGUAACCUGGUUUCCAAAUACAUUAUUAAACUAAAACUCCCAUAAUCCCUUAUCAUUGACUAUGCUAGUCAUGGAUGAUAGGAGUUGUAACCCAGGUCACCAGGUUAGCUACUAUAAUAUAUAGGACAGUGGGCACUAUUAGAGACAGCCUGAUCCAGUCCUCCAUCUUUUGUGGCCAGCUUAUGCUCUGAAGUUCUACUUCCCAUUCCUCACACCUUGCUAGGUGGUUCAGGACUUGAAAACUGAAUGGGGGUGGGUAAAUCAUGGCUACAGUUCAAAGGAUUAAAUUGUUUUGGACUAACCAUAGUUUUUUACUAGCUGCAAUUUCUCAGGUCUUAAAUUGCAUGACCCGUAUGAAGCACACCGUGUAGUUUGGGAUGUCAAAAUAUGAUUCAUUCACAGAUGCUCUGUUUUCAAGAAAACAUCCAGACCUCAGUGAUCCAUGAGUGAAACAAAGAAAUAGCCAGAAGAAAUAGCAGCAAAACACAAUAUGGUUUUUUUUACAUUUGAAAAGAUUUUUGUUCACCUUUUGAAAACCAUUUUAUUGGCCUUCAGCAGAAAUAGCACGUGUGAGAUAUCUUUUUAGGUUUCAACUGUGGCCAUUUUUUAUAAAACACGAGUUUCCAAAAAAGUGUGUAUUUAAAAAAACUUCUUGCAAAAUAGACAUUAUUUGUAUUUUGCAUGUAUCUUCCAGUUUUUCUGUGUCUGGUGAUUAA
Sceloporus undulatus (fence lizard) is the source of this 2957-nucleotide messenger RNA. Its product is annotated as E3 ubiquitin-protein ligase TRIM7-like. The coding region runs from base 117 to 1682 and encodes 521 amino acids. NCBI's taxonomy places the organism in Eukaryota, Metazoa, Chordata, Lepidosauria, Squamata, Phrynosomatidae. The transcript has 7 exons. The record is from RefSeq and is a predicted model, not a curated record. Gene Ontology annotation, molecular function: zinc ion binding; protein binding.